AUGGGAUGCCGUGUGUUUCGCAACUUGAUCACGGAGGGAAAUGGGCCGUGUUUGCACGAGUUGAUAGCUUUGUUCAGGUUUGGUUUGAGUUCUCGAUUUGACACCGAUUUUCCGGCAGUUUUGACGGGCCGCCUGGCUCCCGAAGAGCUGGCCGAUACGAUGCGUAGGAUCAAUGGUAAAUUGGCGAAGAGCAUGCCGGGCAACGUCCGUUGGCUUAUUUGUGGGCUGCUUUUUUGCUGUUGCACCGCUGGUUGCUCGCUGUGGCCGGUUAUCUGUCUGAAUAAACGAACAGUGCAUUCAUUAGAGAAAUUAUUGGACCACGAGAAUCAAACGCUAUACAAUAAGCUCGGGCUACACUGGCGGCUGGCGAGGCGACCUGUCGAUGUUAACUAUAGCAUGACCGAAUAUGUGCUACUAUUAGAAAUUCUUCCAAAGGCUCCGCUUCUAUUGCCGGAUUAG
Gongylonema pulchrum is the source of this 459-nucleotide messenger RNA. Lineage: Eukaryota; Metazoa; Nematoda; Chromadorea; Rhabditida; Gongylonematidae. The record is from the annotation of a GenBank genome assembly.